GGUGGGUGUUGGGGUGGCAAGGUCUCCCUAAAAACAGUCACGCAGGAAGGAUGGGCAUUUGAAGGAGACGAAGAAGAAAGGGCAAGGAAAGCCAAAAGUAUUGGAUACUGAAUGCAGAUAGUACCAUGGGAGCUGGGGUAUAGGUUGGAUAGGAUUGGGCGAAGUCAGAGUAGGUACCUACCAAGAAUAAAGGAUGCUGGGCACAGCUCAGACAAAGGGAAAGUAGUUAAUGAGAUUUGUGUGGUUCAGGUUCUGGGAAAAGAAGUGCAAAGGCCAGGACACCUCAAGCAAUACCAGCUGAGAAGGAAGCUGGGUAAUAAAGAGAAAAACUGGAAAAGUUAUGCCUGCAAGACUACGUGGCUUUCAGUAAACAGAUUGAAUAAGCCCGCUUUUUAUGUGACUAACCGACAACUAAUCGGUGCCGAUCCAAAUAUUCUCCUACAACAAUUGCUUCUUAUCGGCUUCUCCCAGUUCCGCUUAGUUGCAGUUUUCAGAAGCAGAGGAUUCCAGGUCUAUCUGGUGCAGGGCGUGUGCCCUGCAGCUCGCAGUCCUUCAGGUGGGGGGCCUCCAUCCACUUCCCUUCUCCCUGUCCCUCCGGUCUCCAGUUCCAUUCCAUGGGGGUGGAUGGCAUGUAUGAGAAGAGCAGAAUGCUGAACAUACAGAACAGUACAUGGGGUGGUCGCCAGGAGUGGUAUCAAGACAGUUUGGUGACAGGACCACCCAACCCUGAUAGUUGCCAGCAACUUGAAAGUGGCCUGGAUCCUGAGCAUCCCCAAGGUGCAAGCAACCAAGAUCUAGAUGAAUCUCAAAUCCGUUUGCAGCUGAAGCGCAAAUUGCAAAGGAACCGGACAUCUUUUACCCAGGAGCAGAUAGAAGCCCUGGAGAAAGAGUUUGAGCGCACUCAUUAUCCUGACGUCUUUGCCCGGGAACGCUUGGCAGCAAAAAUUGAUCUUCCAGAGGCCCGGAUCCAGGUCUGGUUCUCCAAUCGCCGAGCCAAGUGGCGCCGGGAGGAGAAACUGCGGAAUCAGAGACGCCAAGCCGGAGGAACAGGGGGACACCUGACCAUAAACAGCAGCUUUGGCACUGGAGGGAGCACUGUUUACCAGUCUCUCCCUCAGCCUACAGGGUCAGGCACUAUGUUGGGCCGCACAGAAAGUGCUCUCAGCAACAACUAUGGUGCCCUUCCACCCUUACCUACCUUCUCCAUGGCCAACAGCCUCCCCAUCCAGCAGCAGGCCGUGCCCCCGGUUGCCAGCCAGACGUCAUCUUAUUCCUGUAUGCUUCCUGGCAGUUCAUCGGUGCGAAGCUACGAUUCAUACACGCCAUCCCAGCUCUCCUCACAUAACCUGAGCCCAAGCAAUGGAGCCUCUACUGGUAAUGGAAGGGGAGGAGGCAUUGCAGGCUUAAUCUCUCCAGGGGUGUCCGUUCCUGUACAAGUCCCUGGAGGGGACCCUGAUCUUUCCCAGUAUUGGCCAAGAUUACAGUGAGGAGGGAAGUGGAAGAGGGAAAUGGAAGGCGGAAAGGAAAAUAGGAGAGUAAUGAAGAGGAGAAAUGAUGGGUCACAACAUGGAAAGGGAAUGGAAGAGAAGGAAGAGCUUGCCUUCCUGCCUCAACUUUGUGUAUCUAUCUAUGUUAGGCAACCAUGUCUGUGUUGGUGCCGAGCCUUCACCCUCCUCUCGGUGUGUGCACUUCUGUGUCACGGGAGAGCAGGGGACAGCUCCUCGGUUGUCCGUUCCCCUCCCUCAUUAUAUAGUUCGUCCUGUGGCUUUCUUCUUUUCCUCCCCUGGCUCCUAAAAAAGGGCAGAGAGAACCAGGAAAAAAGGCCUUCCAGAAGUACAAUGGCAAGACGCAAAAAGAAAACCGACGUCCUGGGGAUCAACUGUAAUGGAUUGUGGGAAUCAACGCCUCUUCGGGAAGCGGAUACAACAAACGAAACGGAUGAUAAACCCCAAGAGACAUAGUGGCCACCAAAUUAAAAUCCAGAGGAAUUCUACACAGGACUGCCUGAGGAAAAUGAAGCACACAUUCCCCUUUCAAGCUAUUGUUUGCAAAGGAUUGUUGGGGGUAAACCAAUACCACCGCAACCAUUUGGAAAGCAGUGAAUAUAAUUGUGGCGAAGAAAGCAUUGACCCUCUCCUCUUUUGCCCUCCUAGAAUAUCGUGGGAUAGAUGUUCAAGGCCUCCAGGCCCCUCUUGCGGUUUUGGGAGGGUUGCUAGUGUUACUUCUUCCUGGGUGUGUGAUGUUCAGUGGUUUUGCCCCUUUUAAAGAUUGUCCUUUAAGCCCCUCCAUGUAUCUCUGUUCACUCUGCCUCACUCCAACCUCUUUUCUUUCCUGCAUGGAAUUCACUUAGCUGGGUUUCCACAUGGAUCCCAGAGGACUUGGGACCUCUGACCUACACAAAAUGCUCACGCACACACACACUUACACACACACUCUUACACACUUGUAGAUUCAACCUGUUUUCACCUGUGUUAAUAAAGGGCCUGUGUAAAUAA
This is a messenger RNA of Anolis sagrei ordinatus, 2495 nucleotides long. Its product is annotated as paired box protein Pax-6-like. Gene Ontology annotation, molecular function: RNA polymerase II cis-regulatory region sequence-specific DNA binding; DNA-binding transcription factor activity, RNA polymerase II-specific. Gene Ontology annotation, biological process: anatomical structure development; regulation of transcription by RNA polymerase II. The record is from RefSeq and is a predicted model, not a curated record. Lineage: Eukaryota; Metazoa; Chordata; Lepidosauria; Squamata; Anolidae.